AUGCUCGUAGAUGCCCGAGCUCACGAUGCUCGUGGUAACGAUGCUCGUGGGAACGAUGCCCGAGCUCACGAUGCUCGUGGUAACGAUGCCCGUGGGAACGAUGCUCGUGGGAACGAUGCUCGUGGGAACGAUGCUCGUGGGAACGAUGCUCGUGGGAACGAUGCUCGUGGGAACAAUGCUCGUGGUCACGAUGCUCGUGAUCACGAGGCUCGUGGGAACGAGGCUCGUGGGGACGAGGCCCCUGGGAACGAGGCCCCUGGGAACGAGGCCCCUGGGAACGAGGCCCCUGGGAACGAGGCCCCUGGGAACGAGGCCCCUGGGAACGAGGCCCCUGGGAACGAGGCCCCUGGGAACGAGGCCCCUGGGAACGAGGCCCCUGGGAACGAGGCCCCUGGGAACGAGGCCCCUGGGAACGAGGCCCCUGGGAACGAGGCCCCUGGGAACGAGGCCCCUGGGAACGAGGCCCCUGGGAACGAGGCCCCUGGGAACGAGGCCCCUGGGAACGAGGCCCCUGGGAACGAGGCCCCUGGGAACGAGGCCCCUGGGAACGAGGCCCCUGGGAACGAGGCCCCUGGGAACGAGGCCCCUGGGAACGAGGCCCCUGGGAACGAGGCCCCUGGGAACGAGGCCCCUGGGAACGAGGCCCCUGGGAACGAGGCCCCUGGGAACGAGGCCCCUGGGAACGAGGCCCCUGGGAACGAGGCCCCUGGGAACGAGGCCCCUGGGAACGAGGCCCGUGGGAACGAGGCCCGUGGGAACGAGGCCCGUGGGAACGAGGCCCGUGGGAACGAGGCCCGUGGGAACGAGGCCCGUGGGAACGAGGCCCGUGGGAACGAGGCCUGUGGGAACGAGGCCCCUGGGAACGAGGCCCCUGGGAACGAGGCCCCUGGGAACGAGGCCCCUGGGAACGAGGCCCCUGGGAACGAGGCCCCUGGGAACGAGGCCCCUGGGAACGAGGCCCCUGGGAACGAGGCCCCUGGGAACGAGGCCCCUGGGAACGAGGCCCCUGGGAACGAGGCUCGUGGGAACGAGGCUCGUGGGAACGAGGCCCCUGGGAACGAGGCCCCUGGGAACGAGGCCCCUGGGAACGAGGCCUGUGGGAACGAGGCCCCUGGGAACGAGGCCCCUGGGAACGAGGCCCCUGGGAACGAGGCCCCUGGGAACGAGGCCCCUGGGAACGAGGCCCCUGGGAACGAGGCCCCUGGGAACGAGGCCCCUGGGAACGAGGCCCCUGGGAACGAGGCCCCUGGGAACGAGGCCCCUGGGAACGAGGCCCGUGGGAACGAGGCCCGUGGGAACGAGGCCCGUGGGAACAAGGCCCGUGGGAACGAGGCCCCUGGGAACGAGGCCCCUGGGAACGAGGCCCCUGGGAACGAGGCCCCUGGGAACGAGGCCCCUGGGAACGAGGCCCCUGGGAACGAGGCCCCUGGGAACGAGGCCCCUGGGAACGAGGCCCCUGGGAACGAGGCCCCUGGGAACGAGGCCCCUGGGAACGAGGCCCCUGGGAACGAGGCCCCUGGGAACGAGGCCCCUGGGAACGAGGCCCCUGGGAACGAGGCCCCUGGGAACGAGGCCCCUGGGAACGAGGCCCCUGGGAACGAGGCCCCUGGGAACGAGGCCCCUGGGAACGAGGCCCCUGGGAACGAGGCCCCUGGGAACGAGGCUCGUGGGAACGAGGCACGUGGGAACGAGGCUCGUGUGAACGAGGCUCGUGGGAACGAGGCUCGUGGGAACGAGGCCCGUGGGAACGAGGCUCGUGGGAACGAGGCCCCUGGGAACGAGGCCCCUGGGAACGAGGCCCCUGGGAACGAGGCCCCUGGGAACGAGGCCCCUGGGAACGAGGCCCCUGGGAACGAGGCCCCUGGGAACGAGGCCCCUGGGAACGAGGCCCCUGGGAACGAGGCCCUUGGGAAAGAGGCCCCUGGGAACGAGGCCCCUGGGAACGAGGCCCCUGGGAACGAGGCCCCUGGGAACGAGGCCCCUGGGAACGAGGCCCCUGGGAACGAGGCCCCUGGGAACGAGGCCCCUGGGAACGAGGCCCCUGGGAACGAGGCCCCUGGGAACGAGGCCCCUGGGAACGAGGCCCCUGGGAACGAGGCCCCUGGGAACGAGGCCCCUGGGAACGAGGCCCCUGGGAACGAGGCCCCUGGGAACGAGGCCCCUGGGAACGAGGCCCCUGGGAACGAGGCCCCUGGGAACGAGGCCCCUGGGAACGAGGCCCCUGGGAACGAGGCCCCUGGGAACGAGGCCCCUGGGAACGAGGCCCCUGGGAACGAGGCCCCUGGGAACGAGGCCCCUGGGAACGAGGCCCCUGGGAACGAGGCCCCUGGGAACGAGGCCCCUGGGAACGAGGCCCCUGGGAACGAGGCCCCUGGGAACGAGGCCCCUGGGAACGAGGCCCCUGGGAACGAGGCCCCUGGGAACGAGGCCCGUGGGAACGAGGCCCGUGGGAACGAGGCCCGUGGGAACGAGGCCCCUGUGAACGAGGCCCCUGUGAACGAGGCUCGUGGGAACGAGGCUCGUGGGAACGAGGCCCCUGGGAACGAGGCCCCUGGGAACGAGGCCCCUGGGAACGAUUCCUGUGGGAAUGAGGCCCGUCGGAACGAGGCCCCUGGGAACGAGGCCCCUGGGAACGAGGCCCCUGGGAACGAGGCCCCUGGGAACGAGGCCCCUGGGAACGAGGCCCCUGGGAACGAGGCCCCUGGGAACGAGGCCCCUGGGAACGAGGCCCCUGGGAACGAGGCCCCUGGGAACGAGGCCCCUGGGAACGAGGCCCCUGGGAACGAGGCCCCUGGGAACGAGGCCCCUGGGAACGAGGCCCCUGGGAACGAGGCCCCUGGGAACGAGGCCCCUGGGAACGAGGCCCCUGGGAACGAGGCCCCUGGGAACGAGGCCCCUGGGAACGAGGCCCCUGGGAACGAGGCCCCUGGGGACGAGGCCCCUGGGAACAUGGCCCCUGGGAACGAGGCCCCUGGGAACGAGGCCCCUGGGAACGAGGCCCCUGGGAACGAGGCCCCUGGGAACGAGGCCCCUGGGAACGAGGCCCCUGGGAACGAGGCCCCUGGGAACGAGGCCCCUGGGAACGAGGCCCCUGGGAACGAGGCCCCUGGGAACGAGGCCCCUGGGAACGAGGCCCCUGGGAACGAGGCCCCUGGGAACGAGGCCCCUGGGAACGAGGCCCCUGGGAACGAGGCCCCUGGGAACGAGGCCCCUGGGAACGAGGCCCCUGGGAACGAGGCCCCUGGGAACGAGGCCCCUGGGAACGAGGCCCCUGGGAACGAGGCCCCUGGGAACGAGGCCCCUGGGAACGAGGCCCCUGGGAACGAGGCCCCUGGGAACGAGGCCCCUGGGAACGAGGCCCCUGGGAACGAGGCCCGUGGGAACGAGGCCCGUGGGAACGAGGCCCGUGGGAACGAGGCCCGUGGGAACGAGGCCCGUGGGAACGAGGCCCGUGGGAACGAGGCCCGUGGGAACGAGGCCCGUGGGAACGAGGCCCGUGGGAACGAGGCCCGUGGGAACGAGGCCCGUGGGAACGAGGCCCGUAAGAACGAGGCCCCUGGGAACGAGGCCCCUGGGAACGAGGCCCCUGGGAACGAGGCCCCUGGGAACGAGGCCCCUGGGAACGAGGCCCCUGGGAACGAGGCCCCUGGGAACGAGGCCCCUGGGAACGAGGCCCCUGGGAACGAGGCCCCUGGGAACGAGGCCCCUGGGAACGAGGCCCCUGGGAACGAGGCCCCUGGGAACGAGGCCCCUGGGAACGAGGCCCCUGGGAACGAGGCCCCUGGGAACGAGGCCCGUGGGAACGAGGCCCGUGGGAACGAGGCCCCUGUGAACGAGGCCCCUUGGAACGAGGCUUGUGGGAACGAGGCUCGUGGGAACGAGGCCCCUGGGAACGAGGCCCCUGGGAACGAGGCCCCUGGGAACGAUUCCUGUGGGAAUGAGGCCCGUCGGAACGAGGCCCCUGGGAACGAGGCCCCUGGGAACGAGGCCCCUGGGAACGAGGCCCCUGGGAACGAGGCCCCUGGGAACGAGGCCCCUGGGAACGAGGCCCCUGGGAACGAGGCCCCUGGGAACGAGGCCCCUGGGAACGAGGCCCCUGGGAACGAGGCCCCUGGGAACGAGGCCCCUGGGAACGAGGCCCCUGGGAACGAGGCCCCUGGGAACGAGGCCCCUGGGAACGAGGCCCCUGGGAACGAGGCCCCUGGGAACGAGGCCCCUGGGAACGAGGCCCCUGGGAACGAGGCCCCUGGGAACGAGGCCCCUGGGAACGAGGCCCCUGGGAACGAGGCCCCUGGGAACGAGGCCCCUGGGAACGAGGCCCCUGGGAACGAGGCCCCUGGGAACGAGGCCCCUGGGAACGAGGCCCCUGGGAACGAGGCCCCUGGGAACGAGGCCCCUGGGAACGAGGCCCCUGGGAACGAGGCCCCUGGGAACGAGGCCCCUGGGAACGAGGCCCCUGGGAACGAGGCCCCUGGGAACGAGGCCCCUGGGAACGAGGCCCCUGGGAACGAGGCCCCUGGGAACGAGGCCCCUGGGAACGAGGCCCCUGGGAACGAGGCCCCUGGGAACGAGGCCCCUGGGAACGAGGCCCCUGGGAACGAGGCCCCUGGGAACGAGGCCCCUGGGAACGAGGCCCCUGGGAACGAGGCCCCUGGGAACGAGGCCCCUGGGAACGAGGCCCCUGGGAACGAGGCCCCUGGGAACGAGGCCCCUGGGAACGAGGCCCCUGGGAACGAGGCCCCUGGGAACGAGGCCCCUGGGAACGAGGCCCCUGGGAACGAGGCCCCUGGGAACGAGGCCCCUGGGAACGAGGCCCCUGGGAACGAGGCCCCUGGGAACGAGGCCCCUGGGAACGAGGCCCCUGGGAACGAGGCCCCUGGGAACGAGGCCCCUGGGAACGAGGCCCCUGGGAACGAGGCCCCUGGGAACGAGGCCCCUGGGAACGAGGCCCCUGGGAACGAGGCCCCUGGGAACGAGGCCCCUGGGAACGAGGCCCCUGGGAACGAGGCCCCUGGGAACGAGGCCCCUGGGAACGAGGCCCCUGGGAACGAGGCCCCUGGGAACGAGGCCCCUGGGAACGAGGCCCCUGGGAACGAGGCCCCUGGGAACGAGGCCCCUGGGAACGAGGCCCCUGGGAACGAGGCCCCUGGGAACGAGGCCCCUGGGAACGAGGCCCCUGGGAACGAGGCCCCUGGGAACGAGGCCCCUGGGAACGAGGCCCCUGGGAACGAGGCCCCUGGGAACGAGGCCCCUGGGAACGAGGCCCCUGGGAACGAGGCCCCUGGGAACGAGGCCCCUGGGAACGAGGCCCCUGGGAACGAGGCCCCUGGGAACGAGGCCCCUGGGAACGAGGCCCCUGGGAACGAGGCCCCUGGGAACGAGGCCCCUGGGAACGAGGCCCCUGGGAACGAGGCCCCUGGGAACGAGGCCCCUGGGAACGAGGCCCCUGGGAACGAGGCCCCUGGGAACGAGGCCCCUGGGAACGAGGCCCCUGGGAACGAGGCCCCUGGGAACGAGGCCCCUGGGAACGAGGCCCCUGGGAACGAGGCCCCUGGGAACGAGGCUCGUGGGAACGAGGCCCCUGGGAACGAGGCCCCUGGGAACGAGGCCCCUGGGAACGAGGCCCCUGGGAACGAGGCCCCUGGGAACGAGGCCCCUGGGAACGAGGCCCCUGGGAACGAGGCCCCUGGGAACGAGGCCCCUGGGAACGAGGCCCCUGGGAACGAGGCCCCUGGGAACGAGGCCCCUGGGAACGAGGCCCCUGGGAACGAGGCCCCUGGGAACGAGGCCCCUGGGAACGAGGCCCCUGGGAACGAGGCCCCUGGGAACGAGGCCCCUGGGAACGAGGCCCCUGGGAACGAGGCCCCUGGGAACGAGGCCCCUGGGAACGAGGCCCCUGGGAACGAGGCCCCUGGGAACGAGGCCCCUGGGAACGAGGCCCCUGGGAACGAGGCCCCUGGGAACGAGGCCCCUGGGAACGAGGCCCCUGGGAACGAGGCCCCUGGGAACGAGGCCCCUGGGAACGAGGCCCCUGGGAACGAGGCCCCUGGGAACGAGGCCCCUGGGAACGAGGCCCCUGGGAACGAGGCCCCUGGGAACGAGGCCCCUGGGAACGAGGCCCCUGGGAACGAGGCCCCUGGGAACGAGGCCCCUGGGAACGAGGCCCCUGGGAACGAGGCCCCUGGGAACGAGGCCCCUGGGAACGAGGCCCCUGGGAACGAGGCCCCUGGGAACGAGGCCCCUGGGAACGAGGCCCCUGGGAACGAGGCCCCUGGGAACGAGGCCCCUGGGAACGAGGCCCCUGGGAACGAGGCCCCUGGGAACGAGGCCCCUGGGAACGAGGCCCCUGGGAACGAGGCCCCUGGGAACGAGGCCCCUGGGAACGAGGCCCCUGGGAACGAGGCCCCUGGGAACGAGGCCCCUGGGAACGAGGCCCCUGGGAACGAGGCCCCUGGGAACGAGGCCCCUGGGAACGAGGCUCGUGGGAACGAGGCUCGUGGGAACGAGGCUCGUGUCAACGAGGCUCGUGGGAACGAGGCUCGUGGGAACGAGGCCCGUGGGAACGAGGCUCGUGGGAACGAGGCCCCUGGGAACGAGGCCCCUGGGAACGAGGCCCCUGGGAACGAGGCCCCUGGGAACGAGGCCCCUGGGAACGAGGCCCCUGGGAACGAGGCCCCUGGGAACGAGGCCCCUGGGAACGAGGCCCCUGGGAACGAGGCCCCUGGGAACGAGGCCCCUGGGAACGAGGCCCCUGGGAACGAGGCCCCUGGGAACGAGGCCCCUGGGAACGAGGCCCGUGGGAACGAGGCUCGUGGGAACGAGGCCCCUGGGAACGAGGCCCCUGGGAACGAGGCCCCUGGGAACGAGGCCCCUGGGAACGAGGCCGCCCCUGGGAACGAGGCCCCUGGGAACGAGGCCCCUGGGAACGAGGCCCCUGGGAACGAGGCCCCUGGGAACGAGGCCCCUGGGAACGAGGCCCCUGGGAACGAGGCCCCUGGGAACGAGGCCCCUGGGAACGAGGCCCCUGGGAACGAGGCCCCUGGGAACGAGGCCCCUGGGAACGAGGCCCCUGGGAACGAGGCCCCUGGGAACGAGGCCCCUGGGAACGAGGCCCCUGGGAACGAGGCCCCUGGGAACGAGGCCCCUGGGAACGAGGCCCCUGGGAACGAGGCCCCUGGGAACGAGGCCCCUGGGAACGAGGCCCCUGGGAACGAGGCCCCUGGGAACGAGGCCCCUGGGAACGAGGCCCCUGGGAACGAGGCCCCUGGGAACGAGGCCCCUGGGAACGAGGCCCCUGGGAACGAGGCUCGUGGGAACGAGGCUCGUGGGAACGAGGCUCGUGUCAACGAGGCUCGUGGGAACGAGGCUCGUGGGAACGAGGCCCGCCCCUGGGAAAAGGCCCCUGGGAACGAGGCCCCUGGGAACGAGGCCCCUGGGAACGAGGCCCCUGGGAACGAGGCCCCUGGGAACGAGGCCCCUGGGAACGAGGCCCCUGGGAACGAGGCCCCUGGGAACGAGGCCCCUGGGAACGAGGCCCCUAGGGACGAGGCCCCUGGGAACGAGGCCCCUGGGAACGAGGCCCCUGGGAACGAGGCCCCUGGGAACGAGGCCCCUGGGAACGAGGCCCCUGGGAACGAGGCCCCUGGGAACGAGGCCCCUGGGAACGAGGCCCCUGGGAACGAGGCCCCUGGGAACGAGGCCCCUGGGAACGAGGCCCCUGGGAACGAGGCCCCUGGGAACGAGGCCCCUGGGAACGAGGCCCCUGGGAACGAGGCCCCUGGGAACGAGGCCCCUGGGAACGAGGCCCCUGGGAACGAGGCCCCUGGGAACGAGGCCCCUGGGAACGAGGCCCGUGGGAACGAGGCCCGUGGGAACGAGGCCCGUAGGAACGAGCCCCGUGGGAAGGAGGCCCGUGGGAACGAGGCGCGUGGGAACGAGGCCCCUGGGAACGAGGCCCCUGGGAACGAGGCCUGUGGGAACGAGGCCUGUGGGAACGAGGCCCCUGGGAACGAGGCCCCUGGGAACGAGGCCCCUGGGAACGAGGCCCCUGGGAACGAGGCCCCUGGGAACGAGGCCCCUGGGAACGAGGCCCCUGGGAACGAGGCCCCUGGGAACGAGGCCCCUGGGAACGAGGCCCCUGGGAACGAGGCCCCUGGGAACGAGGCCCCUGGGAACGAGGCCCCUGGGAACGAGGCCCCUGGGAACGAGGCCCCUGGGAACGAGGCCCCUGGGAACGAGGCCCCUGGGAACGAGGCCCCUGGGAACGAGGCCCCUGGGAACGAGGCCCCUGGGAACGAGGCCCCUGGGAACGAGGCCCCUGGGAACGAGGCCCCUGGGAACGAGGCCCCUGGGAACGAGGCCCCUGGGAACGAGGCCCCUGGGAACGAGGCCCCUGGGAACGAGGCCCCUGGGAACGAGGCCCCUGGGAACGAGGCCCCUGGGAACGAGGCCCGUGGGAACGAGGCCCGUGGUAACGAGGCCCCUAGGAAGGAGGCCCCUGGGAACGAGGCCCCUGGGAACGAGGCCCCUGGGAACGAGGCCCCUGGGAACGAGGCUCCUGGGAACGAGGCUCGUGGGAACGAGGCUCGUGUGAACGAGGCUCGUGGGAACGAGGCUCGUGGGAACGAGGCCCAUGGGAACGAGGCUCGUGGGAACGAGGCACGUGGGAACGAGGCCCCUGGGAACGAGGCCCCUGGGAACGAGGCCCCUGGGAACGAGGCCCCUGGGAACGAGGCCCCUGGGAACGAGGCCCCUGGGAACGAGGCCCCUGGGAACGAGGCCCCUGGGAACGAGGCCCCUGGGAACGAGGCCCCUGGGAACGAGGCCCUUGGGAAAGAGGCCCCUGGGAACGAGGCCCCUGGGAACGAGGCCCCUGGGAACGAGGCCCCUGGGAACGAGGCCCCUGGGAACGAGGCCCCUGGGAACGAGGCCCAUGGGAAUGAGGCCCCUGGGAACGAGGCCCCUGGGAACGAGGCCCCUGGGAACGAGGCCCCUGGGAACGAGGCCCCUGGGAACGAGGCCCCUGGGAACGAGGCCCCUGGGAACGAGGCCCCUGGGAACGAGGCCCCUGGGAACGAGGCCCCUGGGAACGAGGCCCCUGGGAACGAGGCCCCUGGGAACGAGGCCCCUGGGAACGAGGCCCCUGGGAACGAGGCCCCUGGGAACGAGGCCCCUGGGAACGAGGCCCCUGGGAACGAGGCCCCUGGGAACGAGGCCCCUGGGAACGAGGCCCCUGGGAACGAGGCCCCUGGGAACGAGGCCCCUGGGAACGAGGCCCCUGGGAACGAGGCCCCUGGGAACGAGGCCCCUGGGAACGAGGCCCCUGGGAACGAGGCCCCUGGGAACGAGGCCCCUGGGAACGAGGCCCCUGGGAACGAGGCCCCUGGGAACGAGGCCCGUGGGAACGAGGCCCCUGUGAACGAGGCCCCUUGGAACGAGGCUCGUGGGAACGAGGCUCGUGGGAACGAGGCCCGUUGGAACAAGGCCCCUGGGAACGAGGCCCCUGGGAACGAUUCCUGUGGGAAUGAGGCCCCUGGGAACGAGGCCCCUGGGAACGAGGCCCCUGGGAACGAGGCCCCUGGGAACGAGGCCCCUGGGAACGAGGCCCCUGGGAACGAGGCCCCUGGGAACGAGGCCCCUGGGAACGAGGCCCCUGGGAACGAGGCCCCUGGGAACGAGGCCCCUGGGAACGAGGCCCCUGGGAACGAGGCCCCUGGGAACGAGGCCCCUGGGAACGAGGCCCCUGGGAACGAGGCCCCUGGGAACGAGGCCCCUGGGAACGAGGCCCCUGGGAACGAGGCCCCUGGGAACGAGGCCCCUGGGAACGAGGCCCCUGGGAACGAGGCCCCUGGGAACGAGGCCCCUGGGAACGAGGCCCCUGGGAACGAGGCCCCUGGGAACGAGGCCCCUGCCCCUGGGAACGAGGCCCCUGGGAACGAGGCCCCUGGGAACGAGGCCCCUGGGAACGAGGCCCCUGGGAACGAGGCCCCUGGGAACGAGGCCCCUGGGAACGAGGCCCCUGGGAACGAGGCCCCUGGGAACGAGGCCCCUGGGAACGAGGCCCCUGGGAACGAGGCCCCUGGGAACGAGGCCCCUGGGAACGAGGCCCCUGGGAACGAGGCCCCUGGGAACGAGGCCCCUGGGAACGAGGCCCCUGGGAACGAGGCCCCUGGGAACGAGGCCCCUGGGAACGAGGCCCCUGGGAACGAGGCCCCUGGGAACGAGGCCCGUGGGAACGAGGCCCCUGUGAACGAGGCCCCUUGGAACGAGGCUCGUGGGAACGAGGCUCGUGGGAACGAGGCCCGUUGGAACAAGGCCCCUGGGAACGAGGCCCGUGGGAACGAUUCCUGUGGGAAUGAGGCCCCUGGGAACGAGGCCCCUGGGAACGAGGCCCCUGGGAACGAGGCCCCUGGGAACGAGGCCCCUGGGAACGAGGCCCCUGGGAACGAGGCCCCUGGGAACGAGGCCCCUGGGAACGAGGCCCCUGGGAACGAGGCCCCUGGGAACGAGGCCCCUGGGAACGAGGCCCCUGGGAACGAGGCCCCUGGGAACGAGGCCCCUGGGAACGAGGCCCCUGGGAACGAGGCCCCUGGGAACGAGGCCCCUGGGAACGAGGCCCCUGGGAACGAGGCCCCUGGGAACGAGGCCCCUGGGAACGAGGCCCCUGGGAACGAGGCCCCUGGGAACGAGGCCCCUGGGAACGAGGCCCCUGGGAACGAGGCUCGUGGGAACGAGGCUUGUGGGAACGACCCCCCUCGGAACGAGGCCCCUGGGAACGAGGCCCCUGGGAACGAGGCCCCUGGGAACGAGGCCCCUGGGAACGAGGCCCCUGGGAACGAGGCCCCUGGGAACGAGGCCCCUGGGAACGAGGCCCCUGGGAACGAGGCCCGUGGGAACGAGGCCCGUGGGAACGAGGCCCGUGGGAACGAGGCCGGUGGGAACGAGGCCCCUGGGAACGAGGCCCCUGGGAACGAGGCCCCUGGGAACGAGGCCCCUGGGAACGAGGCCCCUGGGAACGAGGCCCCUGGGAACGAGGCCCCUCUGAACCAGGCCCCUGGGAACGAGGCCCCUGGGAACGAGGCCCCUGGGAACGAGGCCCCUGGGAACGAGGCCCCUGGGAACGAGGCCCCUGGGAACGAGGCCCCUGGGAACGAGGCCCCUGGGAACGAGGCCCCUGGGAACGAGGCCCCUGGGAACGAGGCCCCUGGGAACGAGGCCCCUGGGAACGAGGCCCCUGGGAACGAGGCCCCUGGGAACGAGGCCCCUGGGAACGAGGCCCCUGGGAACGAGGCCCCUGGGAACGAGGCCCCUGGGAACGAGGCCCCUGGGAACGAGGCCCCUGGGAACGAGGCCCCUGGGAACGAGGCCCCUGGGAACGAGGCCCCUGGGAACGAGGCCCCUGGGAACGAGGCCCCUGGGAACGAGGCCCCUGGGAACGAGGCCCCUGGGAACGAGGCCCCUGGGAACGAGGCCCCUGGGAACGAGGCCCCUGGGAACGAGCCCCGUGGGAACGAGGCCCCUGGGAACGAGGCCCCUGGGAACGAGGCCCCUGGGAACGAGGCCCGUGGGAACGAGGCUCGUGGGAACGAGGCUUGUGGGAACGAGGCCCGUGGGAACGAGGCCCGUGGGAACGAGGCCCGUGGGAACGAGGCCCGUGGGAACGAGGCCCAUGGGAACGAGGCCCGUGGGAACGAGGCCCGUGGGAACGAGGCCCGUGGUAACGAGGCCCCUAGGAAGGAGGCCCCUGGGAACGAGGCCCCUGGGAACGAGGCCCCUGGGAACGAGGCCCCUGGGAACGAGGCCCCUGGGAACGAGGCCCCUGGGAACGAGGCCCCUGGGAACGAGGCCCCUGGGAACGAGGCCCCUGGGAACGAGGCCCCUGGGAACGAGGCCCCUGGGAACGAGGCCCCUGGGAACGAGGCCCCUGGGAACGAGGCCCCUGGGAACGAGGCCCCUGGGAACGAGGCCCCUGGGAACGAGGCCCCUGGGAACGAGGCCCCUGGGAACGAGGCCCCUGGGAACGAGGCCCCUGGGAACGAGGCCCCUGGGAACGAGGCCCCUGGGAACGAGGCCCCUGGGAACGAGGCCCCUGGGAACGAGGCCCGUGGGAACGAGGCCCGUGGGAACGAGGCCCGUGGGAACGAGGCCCCCGAGAACGAGGCCCCUGGGAACGAGGCCCCUGGGAAUGAGGCCCCUGGGAACGAGGCCUGUGGGAACGAGACCCGUGGGAACGAGGCCCCUGGGAACGAGGCCCCUGGGAACGAGGCCCCUGGGAACGAGGCCCCUGGGAACGAGGCCCCUGGGAACGAGGCCCCUGGGAACGAGGCCCCUGGGAACGAGGCCCCUGGGAACGAGGCCCCUGGGAACGAGGCCCCUGGGAACGAGGCCCCUGGGAACGAGGCCCCUGGGAACGAGGCCCCUGGGAACGAGGCCCCUGGGAACGAGGCCCCUGGGAACGAGGCCCCUGGGAACGAGGCCCCUGGGAACGAGGCCCCUGGGAACGAGGCCCCUGGGAACGAGGCCCCUGGGAACGAGGCCCCUGGGAACGAGGCCCCUGGGAACGAGGCCCCUGGGAACGAGGCCCCUGGGAACGAGGCCCCUGGGAACGAGGCCCCUGGGAACGAGGCCCCUGGGAACGAGGCCCCUGGGAACGAGGCCCCUGGGAACGAGGCCCCUGGGAACGAGGCCCCUGGGAACGAGGCCCCUGGGAACGAGGCCCCUGGGAACGAGGCCCCUGGGAACGAGGCCCCUGGGAACGAGGCCCCUGGGAACGAGGCCCCUGGGAACGAGGCCCCUGGGAACGAGGCCCCUGGGAACGAGGCCCCUGGGAACGAGGCCCCUGGGAACGAGGCCCCUGGGAACGAGGCCCCUGGGAACGAGGCCCCUGGGAACGAGGCCCGUGGGAACGAGGCCCGUGGGAACGAGGCUCGUGGGAACGAGGCCCGUGGGAACGAGGCCCGUGGGAACGAGGCCCGUGGGAACGAGGCCCGUGGGAACGAGGCCCGUGGGAACGAGGCCCGUGGGAACGAGGCCCGUGGGAACGAGGCCUGUGGGAACGAGGCCCGUGGGAACGAGGCCCGUGGGAAGGAGGCCCCUAGGAAGGAGGCCCCUGGGAACGAGGCCCCUGGGAACGAGGCCCCUGGGAACGAGGCCCCUGGGAACGAGGCCCCUGGGAACGAGGCCCCUGGGAACGAGGCCCCUGGGAACGAGGCCCCUGGGAACGAGGCCCCUGGGAACGAGGGUCGAUGA
Closterium sp. Yama58-4 is the source of this 13248-nucleotide messenger RNA. NCBI's taxonomy places the organism in Eukaryota, Viridiplantae, Streptophyta, Zygnematophyceae, Desmidiales, Closteriaceae. The record is from the annotation of a GenBank genome assembly.